This is a messenger RNA of Paraphaeosphaeria sporulosa, 1071 nucleotides long. RefSeq names its product MOSC domain-containing protein. Lineage: Eukaryota; Fungi; Ascomycota; Dothideomycetes; Pleosporales; Didymosphaeriaceae. Gene Ontology annotation, molecular function: catalytic activity; molybdenum ion binding; pyridoxal phosphate binding. The transcript has 2 exons. The record is from RefSeq and is a predicted model, not a curated record. The coding region runs from base 1 to 1071 and encodes 356 amino acids.
AUGGCGCUCUCCAGUACCUAUCAGCUUGCUGUUAUAAUCUCAUCUUUCCUGCUUCCUGUCAUAACUUACCUCUACUUCACCCAGAGGCCCAAGAAGAGCGCCGCUGGGCCUUUGCCACCGCCCACAGAGAUCACCGAUAUUCACAUUCAUCCCAUCAAAUCAUGCCACUACAUAACGGUCAAGUCGGCACGUUUGUUGCCUACAGGACUUGACCUAGACCGGCACUGGAUGUGGGUCAGCUAUCCCAAACUCGAAUUCCAAACCAUCCGUCAGAACUCCAAGAUGACUCUUAUCCGUCCAAGCUAUAAUGCUGAAACUGAUACUCUGACUGUGGUGGCGCCGGCCCCAAAUUUCAUCGACCAAAAACUUCAUUUCUCUAUUCCCGCCCAUCCAUCACAAGAAUGGCUGGAAAAACACACUCAGCUCGUCGAUGCGAACAUCUGGGGUAAAGAGACAUCCGCUCAUGCUUUCUCAACGGAUCUGACCGGUCCGUUCAACGAGUUCUUCGGCAAGGAGGUUAGAUUGGUAUACAAGUCGCCGUUUUUCGAUGCACCUAGAAAGUUGCCCUCAAAUGGGGCCGAGAGCAUACUCGGAAGGCCAGCUUCUACAUGUUUUCCUGACCUUAUGCCCAUCCUUGUUGGAUGCGAGUCCAGUAUCGAUGAACUCAAUUCACGCAUUCGUGCGAACGAUGACAUCACUAUCGACAUACAUCGCUUCCGGCCCAAUAUCAUUGUCAAGGGUAACAAGCCAUGGGACGAGGACAGAUGGAAGACGCUGCGCAUAUCGCCCAAGCCGGGGUCCAAAAGUGCGACACAGAGCUUUAUACUAGACGUUACACAGCGUUGUGCACGGUGCCAAGUCCCUAAUGUGGAUCCGGAAUCGGCCGAGAAACAUAAGAGACAGCCGUGGGAGACAUUGAUGAAGUAUCGAAGGGUUGACGAGGGCAUCACGUACAAACCUUGUUUUGGGAUGCUGUGUGUACCGCAGGGUGAGGGAGGAAUGCUUGAGGUUGGUAUGAAAAUGGAGGUGACAGAAGUCACGGACAAGCAUCGUUACAUACCGGGAUUCUGA